Messenger RNA from Adelges cooleyi (spruce gall adelgid), 3101 nucleotides. Its product is annotated as multiple inositol polyphosphate phosphatase 1-like. Gene Ontology annotation, molecular function: acid phosphatase activity; inositol phosphate phosphatase activity. The transcript has 15 exons. Lineage: Eukaryota; Metazoa; Arthropoda; Insecta; Hemiptera; Adelgidae. Bases 309 to 2948 code for a protein of 879 amino acids. The record is from RefSeq and is a predicted model, not a curated record.
GCAACCAGAAACGAACAUUAACAGUACCAAAUUUACGAAAUUGAUAGUUCAUUUAUACUUUUAACGAUUAAGUUUCUAUUUAAACCGAAAAAACUAUUUAUUUUUACAUAGCUUUUGAAGAAGUACAAUAUAUUAUUGGUCUUAGAAUGAACAUAAACUACUACUAUUUGAGAAAUAUUGUAGUUUUCGUCGAUAAAUCGGGCUUAGAGUAAUCCUAGGGACCCAAAACGUUUUAUAUUUUACGGACGCACGCAAAUUUUCAAAAAAUACUUUCAAAAGCAAACACUGACAAUACAAAUAGAAAAUCGAUGGCUCAUUUUUUACGUUGGACGCUUAAGUUCCUAUUAAAACCGAUAAAACCAUUUAGUUUUACACAGAUUUUUAAGAAGAACACUCGUAUAAUAUAUUACCAAAAUAAAGAAAUCGAUACAAUGUUGAAAUUACUGUGUACAGUAGCAUUACUUUUCGUAGCGGUGAAAGCCAACGAUGAAAAGACUAUUCCGUAUGCGUUUUUCGGAUCUAGAACUACUUACAAGACAGUUUCAUCAUUGCAUAUUGAUGUACCAGCUGGUUAUAGGGCACGUCAAGUUGUAAUGUUGGCGAGGCAUGGAACGAGAACUCCAAAGCUUAGCUAUUCCAAAGAUUUGCUACCGAAACUGGUAGAAUUUCAAAAGAAAAUUACCAAAAGUCCUACGUUAAGUGAAAAAGAUUUCCAAGCCAUAAAAAAUUGGACAACAACCAUCGACACCAAAAACUACAGACGUAUAACACAGAAUGGCCGUGAUGAAAUGAAAGAACUGGCAACAAGAGUUCGUGCAGCUUUUCCAUAUCUAUUCGAACAGCAUUACAACUCUAACAAUUAUGAAGUUUUGACCAUGAAGGAUUCACGUUGUGUUAAUUCAAGUCUAUCAUUUAUACAAAGCUUAUUUGAAGAUAAAAAAAUCACCGAAAUUCCUAAAUGUGAGCCUACGGAUCUCCUUCUAAUGUUAGAUAGUAUGGAAAAAAACGAUACGAAACGUAAAGAGUUUCAAACAUAUAUUGAGAAUCAGGCGAAAGAAUUCAAGGAAAGCCAUCAUAUGGAUGGUGUCUUGAAAAGGGUUGCGGCCAAAUUGGGCGUAGAUUCUAAAGAACUUGACCCUGAGAUCAUAAACACAAUGUACGAUGCCUGUGCCUACGAAUAUUCUAUUGACCAAAAUAGGAUUCCGCCGUGGUACAAAGCAUUCACCCAAAAAGACCUUGAAAUUUUGGAGUACGCAUGGGAACUUUCUUGGUACUAUAUAAUUGGUUAUGGAAAUCCUUAUAACAAAAAACUCGCUUGUCCGAUGGCCAUACGUCUCGAAGAAUUGCUUAGAAAAAAAACUAAUGAAGAAGGACCAGAUGCUGUAUUCUACUUUGCAUGCGAGAAAAACAUAAUGACUAUGCUCUUCAUGUUAGGCCUAGCCGACGGUGACGAUCCAUUUACGGCAUCCAACUACAAAGGUAUAGAAGGCCUUAAUUGGAGAACUUCUUUGUACGGUGUAUGGGCUGCAAAUUUUAUGGCUGUACUAUUCGAAAACGCUAAUAGUGAAUACGAAGUAGCAUUUUAUUUCAACGAAAAUUUAACAACUAUAACUUUAAAAAAUGGUACAAAGUGUACAUACUGUCCGUUGUUGGGUAUUCAAGAAAAGUUAACAGCCUUUAUAUCCGACAAUGACUGUGUCAAUUUUGUAGCUGAUAAUAUCUUAAAAAUCACUCAAGAAACAAAUCAAUACUGGUAUUUAAGCACGAAAACCGCUUACAAAUUGGUUUCUGCAAAAGAAAUCUUUGUACCGCCUAAUCAUAAACCAAUUCAGAUUUUUACUGUAAACAGUCACGGUACGCAACCUUUAACACGUAGCUUUACUACAAGUGUGUUAAAUUCGCUUGAGAUCUUAAAAGGAAAAAUCGGUGAAAAUGCGAAAAUGACCCCACCGGAAAUUCAAGCUAUUAUGAAUUGGCAACAAAGUAUUAAAAACAAGCUAAACAAUAAAAAUUUGAUCCCAAAAGGUCAUGUUGAAAUAAAGGAAUUGGCUUUGAGAGUUCGGAAAGCAUUCUCAGAUUUAUUUAAACAGUCAGACAACUAUAAAGCAUUGACAAUAGGAGAAGAUCGUUGUAAAGAAACUGGAAUACUGUUUCUACAAAAUGUUUAUGGUAAUACAAAUAUUGCCGACGUUUCCAAAUGUAAUGACGAUGACUUCUUUUUAACGAUUGAAAAGAUUAAAAAACGAAAACACGAGGAUGAAAAAGAGCUCGAAAGUAAAGAAUUCAAAAAAAGCUAUUUUAUGAAUAAAGUUGUUGAUAGAGUUAAAGUUAAAAUGGGAGCUAACGAUAUUACUUUAGAUGAUGUAAACAUUAUCUAUGAAGCAUGUCGCGACGAAAGGUUAUCUGAUGACGAAUCGCUUCCCCCUUGGUGUAUUGUAUUCUGUAAAGAAGACUUAGAAGUUUUGGAAUAUUAUGAGGAACUGCAACUGUACUAUGCUUAUGGAUACGGAAAUCCGUCCAAUGUGAAACUCGCAUGUCCAAUGGCUGUUCAACUGCUGAAAACUUUGGAAGAAAAAAUUAAUAAAAACAAAGGACCCGAUGGUUUAUUUCACUUUGCAAACACGACUAACAUUUUGAGCUUACACGUCAUGUUGGGUUUGGGCAAAGACCACAGUCCACUCACGGCAUCGAACUUUAUUGAAAAGAAAAAUCGCCAAUGGAGGAGUUCCAUGUUCAGCCCGUCGGCUGCAAAUUUUAUGGCCGUACUUUUCAAAAACGCUAAUAAUGAUUAUGUAGUAGCAUUUUAUAUCAACGAACGUAUUACAAGGAUACCUUUAGGAAACGGUUCGUCUUGUACAGAAUGCCAGUGGUCAGAUAUUCAAAACAAGUUACAAGCAUACAUAAGCGACAAUGACUGUGUUCACUUUAUAGCUGACUACAAUAAUUAAACAGCCGGACCAUUUUUAUUUUGAUCAGUUUUUAUUCAAUAAUUAUUUUACAUAUUUUUAAGUAUUUACAGUGGUGUAUUAUAAACAAUAUCGUUUGAAUUCAGUUAUUCAGUAAAAGUUGUCAUUUAAUUAAAUAAAUUACUGUUGUGUUAA